AGGCUAUUAGACAACGACACUAGGAAGUGAUCUAACUCGUGGACAGAGACAUGCGUUUUCUCUAACGUUAUAAAAUAUCACUUUAAAUGUUUUACUUUUACUGCUGCAUAGGCGAUAUAAAGAAGAAGGUGGGUGAUGAGAUGCUAUCUGAAAAAAUCCGUCCUGGUCGGAGCUGGUCUUUUCAUUUUGACCAGCGUCUACAUCUACAUGCAGAGAGCAGAAUCAGGACAAGUCAAGGGUUCAGUGAACUGGAUUUGGGAUAGAGAGACUUGGGUUGAAGAUCUCCAGAGCCAUUACCUGCAUUUCAAUGUUUCCAUUAAAGUUCUGGCAGGAGACCUCCAGCAGUCCAAGAAGUACCUAACGGUGGGCCUCUCGUCUGUGAAGAGGAAAAAGGGCAGUUAUCUUCAGGACACUCUUCAGUCAAUCUUCACCGCGUCCUCAGAGGAAGAGCUGGAUCAAAUGGUGGUGGUCGUCCUUCUCGCUGACUUUGAUGUGAGCUGGAUCCGGGAGACCUUACAGAAAAUCACAGAUGAAUUCCAAUUGCAUCUGUCGAAGGGUCAACUGCUUGUUAUCCACGUCAAUGAAGAGAACUAUCCUCCCCUUACAGGACUGAAGAGGAACUUCAACGACGCUCCCGACCGCGUGUCCUUCCGUUCGAAGCAAAACGUGGACUACUCCUAUUUGCUCCAUUUUAGCAGUAACCUCUCCCAAUACUAUAUCAUGCUGGAGGAUGACGUGAGCUGUUCGAAGAACUUUCUCUCCAGUAUGCGUGAGCACAUCCGUUCGAUGGGCCACUCGAAGUGGGUCACGCUGGAAUUCUCCAAGUUGGGCUACAUCGGAAAACUCUACCAAUCCAAAGAUCUGCCCAUUCUGGGCCGUUUCCUUUAUAAUUUCUACCAAGAGAUGCCCUGCGACUUCCUGCUGUCGCAUUUUCACAAAUUGUUGAUGCAGGAUAAAGUCAUUCGUUUCCGCCCAUCUCUGUUUCAGCACAUGGGCACUUACUCGUCAUUUAGGGGGACAUACAAUCACCUGAAGGAUGAGGACUUCAUGGAAGAAGUUGCUGAUAACCCUCCAGCAGACAUUCGCACGAACAUUGAGACUUUUGAGACCAAUAAAGCCGAAAAGGCUUACAGUCAAGAUUUAGAGUACUUCUGGGGCGUGUCCCCUAUUGGCUUAGAAAACUACUUUUUAGUGGUCUUUCAUGAACCGGUUCUUAUCUCCCGUGUCCAAGUACGAACAGGAUCGGAUGGAAAAGAUCAGCUGGUCUCUGCUGAUGUGGAACUUGGGAAAACUCUGGUGAAAACAGAGUCUGCGGUGGAUUGUUCGGGAUUUCAAGCACUAGGUUCUCUUCAGAAAGGACAGUUUAAUGAGCCCGAUGUCCAGAAACUUGUGCCCGCAACCGUGGCAUGUUUACGAAUUCGAGUCACAGCAGCCCAACCGGACUGGGUUAUCAUAAACAGGAUCCAGGUCUGGACUGUUAAAGCUGAAAAAAACACGAGAGAAGCGGUUUCUAAAGCUGUUCUGCGGCGGAAAUGAAUUCAUUAUCAUCGCUGACGUAGAUUUGAAUCUUUAAAAUCUGUGAGGAUCAGGGAUAUUAUUAUAACUUAAACUAAAACUAAAAACAUUAAAAAAAAAAAAACUGUUA
Molecule: messenger RNA, 1645 nt
Organism: Rhinichthys klamathensis goyatoka
Lineage: Eukaryota; Metazoa; Chordata; Actinopteri; Cypriniformes; Leuciscidae
Product: alpha-1,3-mannosyl-glycoprotein 4-beta-N-acetylglucosaminyltransferase C
Exons: 4
Coding region: 136-1536 (466 amino acids)
Biological process (GO): protein N-linked glycosylation
Molecular function (GO): acetylglucosaminyltransferase activity
Source: RefSeq, a predicted model, not a curated record